Molecule: messenger RNA, 3420 nt
Organism: Tauraco erythrolophus (red-crested turaco)
Lineage: Eukaryota; Metazoa; Chordata; Aves; Musophagiformes; Musophagidae
Biological process (GO): positive regulation of Rho protein signal transduction
Molecular function (GO): guanyl-nucleotide exchange factor activity
Source: RefSeq, a predicted model, not a curated record
AUGCAUCCACUAAAGAACCUAGAUACUCAUAUUUUCUCUGGCGACUUCCACACACUAGACUCCUGCCACACAGGCAAGGCGCCUUUGGCCAGCCCUGUGGAAAACCGGAUGUAUCGGAGUGUGGAGAACCUUCACUGGGCAACAGUUGCUGACUCUGGGCUGCAUUCUCACUGCCGGAGCCUGGAUAAUGAGAUCAUCUUUCACUAUAGAAGCACCAGUCAGUGGACAGAAGGCUGUGGGGACGUGGCCCCAGUACAGAGCACAUCGGACUCUCUGAGAAAUCUUUCUCUCCGUGCUAAACAGACAUCUCAAUCAGCACAGAAUGUGCUCCUCCCUCCCUUUGCCAAAGUGCCUCAGUGGCUUUUCCCUUCUGCAGAGGAAAGAGCCCUACACAAGGAUGCCAAAAAAGAGUUGAAAGAGAAGCUGAGGCUGCACAGCAGUAAGGUGGCAGAGCCCUGCAAGCCAGUGCGUCCACAGGCAGCCCUGCCUGACUUGAUGGCCCGGGAGUUUUUUGAAUGCCAGAUGUGCCGGCAGUACAAGAACGGUUGUGCUGUCAACUGCUGCACGGUUUUGGUGGAACAUACUGCUCUCAGGCAGAGCCUUGCAGGGAGGCAGAGACUGUGUUUUGCACACAGGGUCAUCAGUCCAGAAGACAUCAAGCAGGAGGCUCAGAGGAGGCUUCAGCUCCGAAGGCAGAAUAGCUCCCCCAGUUUGCCCCUUCAGCACACUGGGCAAAGUCAUGAGAUGGCCAAAUCCAGAACAGCAGAAACCCUGGAACAAUAUAGUGGGGAAACAGAUGUCAAAGCCACAUUGGGACAGAGUAAGAAAGGCCACCGCAAAGGGAGGCUCUACAUACCCACCUUUGAGGAAUUCAAGCAAAUGAGAAGCAAGGAGGCAAAUUCAUCUGCCAGCAGCGGUGGGCCAACAGAGUGCUUGAAUAAGGGUCUGCCUGCAAACCAGACCUUGGAGGAGGAGAACAUUAAGAAUGUCUGUCCAGAAGCUCUAGGAACCAAAGCUGUGAAUGAAGCCAUUGUCACAGCAGAGGAUGACGACGAGGUGUUCCGUGAAAACCAUGCCUCUGCUGGCUUUUUCCAAUAUACAGCCACAUGGGAUGGUUUCAGGAUGAGCAGCCCUGAGGUGAUGGACAGAACCUUCCAGAUCUCCAGCCCGGAUAAAACCCUCAUCCCCAUUUGCUCUAGCCCUAUUCCACGAUCACCCUUGCAGGCAGUAGCCAUACACAGAGCUGGGCAGGAGGUCUUCAGUGAUGAGCAGCAGAAAGGAGAGACAAGACAAUUAAAUGAUGUCCUCCACCUUGCAGGGCAGUCGCUGGCUUCUGAAGCCCAGUCCUCUUGCUGUUCAUCGCUGCUGUUAGAAGCCACAGACUUAUCGAGUUAUGGAGCUAAGCUGCAAAAAAUGAAGGAUGAAUUCAUAGGUUCAGCCCUGGAACUUAUUAAGAAAAGCUGCAAUGCUGAGACUGCUGCCAAAUCCCCGUCCAAGGGACAGUGUGAUCUGAGGGAAGCUGAUCUCCCACCUCCAGAGGACAGCCAGCAGCCCAAAGCGAUGUCCAUGGCAACAGACACCUGGGAGGACAAGCCAAGCAAUGAGACAUCCAGUGACACUCCACCUGCAGGGAAUAUGCCCAGUCCUGUCUGCCGCCGAUCCAGCUCUGACAUCGUCCAUGAGAACACGGAUGGUGCUAAGGCACAGCGGGAGUGCCGGCUGCGGCCACACUUCAGUGACCCUAUGCCGACAGACUCGGUUAAGAGGAAGCAGCUGGAGCUGAAGAUUGCAGCUGCACAACGGCAGCAUGCACAGAAGCGCCGGCAGGAGCGAGACUACGGUCCAGUGGUAGCAAAAGCCAACCUUGGCCAUGGUGGCAGCUUUGAUGAGGCCCGCCGUGCCCCACGUGGCUCCCUUCGCUCCAGACAUCAUUGGAGCAACGUCAGCAGCCUGAGCACAGACAGCGGGAUUGUUGGUGUGAAUGAUGUCCGGGAUGACCUGGAUCCUAGUGAGGCCACCCGGACCAAGUCAGCAGAUAUGGAGAGGGCAGAUAGUGGCAUUGGCCAGAUGCCAGCCAGAAAGUGGAGGAACAGGGCAGCUGAAACACUGAGCUCCCUGCAGGCCUGGGAAGCCCACCGUCCUUGCACCGACUGUGGAGAAAGGGACCUUCCGGUGGAGACGGAUGUGCAGAACCGCAAUCAGAGGCGGGCUGACCUCUGCGAGAAGUGCCGCAAGCGCAGGACGGAGCGCAAGGAGUCUGUGCUGGAGUUUGUCAACACAGAGGCCAGCUAUGGAGAGGACCUGCGCAUCAUCAAAGAGGAGUUCUACCUUCCUAUGCAGGCAGCUGGGCUGCUGAGCCAGGAGCAGCUCCUGGGCAUCUUCAGCAACAUCCAGGAGCUCAUCGACCUCAAUGAGAACUUCCUGGAGAUACUCCAGGAAGAGAUCGAUCAGGCCUUUGACCAGGGCGACGGCGACCUGAUGACUGUGUGCAUCGGCGAAAUAUUUCUAGAGUUCGUCAACAUGUUGCCAGCCUUUCAGACUUACUGUCUCCAGCAGUCCUCCUCCGUGAAUAUGCUCAACGCUCUGGAGAAGGAGAAAGAGUUGCUCAGAAUAUUCCUCAAUGUCUCCCAGAACGACAACACAGCUCUACGGCGGAUGAACUUGAGGUCCUUCCUGAUGGCCCCUUUGCAAAGAGUCACCAAGUACCCAUUGCUGCUCAGCAGAAUCAUCAAGGCCACCAACGAGUACCACCCAGAUCAUGGCAGCCUGCGGGAAGCCAAGAGCCGCAUCGAGUCCCACCUGGAGCACAUCAACAUGAAAACCAAGCAGGAGGGGAACACAUGGACCCUUCGCUCCUUUCGCCAGGACAGCAAGAAGAAGAGGGAAGUCAUCAACAUUGAGAUGAGAGAAACUGCCCUCAAAACUGUAGGUUGGCUGCGGGAGGAAACGCGAUUUGUGAUGGAGGGUUCUCUGCAGCUGGCCCAGCCCCCUGACGGCCAGUGGGUGAAGAAAGGCAGCAAGACCUUGAAGUUCCAGAACAUGCAGGUCCUCCUCCUGGUGAACAUGAAGCGUGUGUCCGAGUCCAGCCUGGAGUCAGCCGAGCCAGGGCCUGUGAAGGACGCUGUGCUGGUACUCAUCAGGGACAAAAAUAACGGGAAGUUCCAUUUGCUCAGGGAGCCCUUGAGGCUGAGUAAUUGCAUUGUCUCCACUGAUCCUGACUGUGAUGACACUUUUGAACUCAUUGAGAUCAGGCGGGAGGCGUUUGUGUUCCGGGACAGCGACCGAGCACGGACUCACCACUGGUUCAGGCAGAUCAGGCGAUACUCGAGGGAGCUGGGCUCCUGGAAGAAGCGGCGGAAUGCACUGCCCAACAUCAUGAUCAGCACCCCUCACACCAGGCCCUGAGUCCUGCAUGGGCAG